CUUGAUUUAGAACCGUAGAACCCUGGGUUAUAUCAAACGGACCAAUACGCCGGCGGAAGGCAGGAUAGAGGAUGAUGAUUAUCCGCUGCCGGAGCCGGAUAUCAUUCGGCGAAACGUCGACGCUGCUGAGAAUGUUUUGUACGGUGGUGGAAGAAUCAAAUGCUGCUGUGGUUGACCUUGUGUCGCCACCACGUAAAGAAUCCGCAGAUGAAAAGCGGUUAUACAGAAGGCUGUCGGCGUUGGGAGCCACGGGUGGGACAGUAGCACAAACAUUAAAUCAAUACAUUAGAGAGGGUAAUUUCGUUAAAAAGAUUGAGUUAGAGAGAUGUAUCAGGGAACUCCGCAGGUAUGGCAAGUACCACCACGCUCUUGAGGUAAUGGAAUGGAUGGAUAAGAGGGAUAUCAACUUUUCCAACACCGACUUUGCAGUGCGUUUGGAUCUUAUAUCGAAGGUCCAUGGUGUGGGUGCAGCUGAAGGUUACUUUCAUGACCUUUCUCCACAUUUGCAACACAGAAAUACUUACGGAGCUCUCCUCAACUGUUACUGUAAGUUAAAAAUGACAGAUAAAGCAUUGGCUCUUUUUAAGGAAAUUGAAGCUAAGAACUUCACCACCACUUUAGCUUUCAACAAUCUAAUGACCCUGUAUAUGGGAAUAGACCAGCCUGAAAAAGUCCCUCCUUUAGUGGAAGAGAUGAAGAAAAGGAAAAUCAAUUUGAGCAACUUUACUUAUAACAUCUGGAUGCAUAGCUGUUCGCUUUUAGGAGAUAUUGAGGGGGUAGAGAGGGUUUUUGAGGAAAUAACAAAGGAAAAAAAAGAGACUUGUAACUGGACAACUUACAGUAACAUUGCUGCAGCUUAUGUCAAAGUAGGUAAUCAUGAGAAAGCCUUGUCAGCUCUUAAAAUGCUUGAAAAUGAGAUGGGCAUGGGCCAACCUUCACGUGAGGCUUUCCAUUUUCUUAUAACGUUUUAUGCUGCACUUAAUAAUCAAGAGGAAGUUCAUCGCAUAUGGAAUCUUCUAAAAUCGUCAUUCGAAACAAUCAGUAACAUGAGUUACCGGAUUAUGCUUCAGGCACUUUCUAAAGUGGAUGAUCUGGAUGGAUUGAAGAAAUGUUUUGUAGAAUGGGAAUCGAAUUACUCAUAUUAUGAUACGCGUGUGGCUAAUGCUGUUAUAAGUGGUUAUUUAAGACAUGGCAUGGUUGAAGAAGCUGAACUAGUCUUCCAUGGAUCCGUGAAGAAAUCAAAAGGGCCUUUUGUUCAGACUUUGGCAUUGUUCAUGAAGCAUUACAUUGGGAUUCAGCAAAUGGAUCUUGCUUUAAAAUGUAUUGAAACAGCUGCAACACAAAGUGAAAACAGUAACUGGUUUCCCCACAUUGACAGUAUUGAUGUGUUGAUGAAGUAUUUUGAGAAAGAGAGAGAUGUAGAGAGUGCUGAGAAGCUAAUGGAGAUUUUAAAGAGACUGAAAUGUGUUGAUGAUAAGGUGUAUGGUUUGUUGCUGCAGACUUAUAUAGCUGCUGAUAAAAUGGAUCCGGAUAUGCGCCACAGGAUUGAAGAAGAUGGCAUUUUGGUAACCACAGAGCUCCAGCACAUGCUUAAAAAAGUUUGCCCCCAGAAAUUUGAAGGUUUGAGUAUCCUGCCAAUACCAUCGAUAGUCCAACCGAAUUCUAAAUUUAAAUUUGAUGAACCAAAAGAUGAAGGUUCGCCCAACCAGGCGGCACCUCCACCAUUUUUAUUAGGUUUAGAUGAAGCCAAAGAGACACCAAUUUCAUCCCCUGAUUCCUUGAUUUUCAUAGGCAAAACCGUAGCAGCCCCUGCUUCUUCCUCCCUAUUACCCGAAUCAGAAAUAUCAUUAAGCCCAGAGGCCAUGGCCCCUGCUGCAGUAGCCUCAUACAGAGAUGCAUCGCCGUCCUCCUCCUCACCUGCACCGGGUUCUUCCACCCUUUCAGAAAUAUCAUCUAGCCCAGAGGCGAUGACCCCUGCAAUAGCCCAAGGUCCAUCAGGACAUUGCUUUGGCUAUCGAAGCGCGUAUCAAACAAAGCCAGAGUGA
Molecule: messenger RNA, 2045 nt
Organism: Lactuca virosa
Lineage: Eukaryota; Viridiplantae; Streptophyta; Magnoliopsida; Asterales; Asteraceae
Source: the annotation of a GenBank genome assembly